Molecule: messenger RNA, 1684 nt
Organism: Styela clava
Lineage: Eukaryota; Metazoa; Chordata; Ascidiacea; Stolidobranchia; Styelidae
Product: large ribosomal subunit protein bL28m-like
Cellular component (GO): mitochondrial large ribosomal subunit
Molecular function (GO): structural constituent of ribosome
Source: RefSeq, a predicted model, not a curated record
CUCAAUGAUAGAGAGCCACUCACGACUCACAAGCAAUCGUUUAUCACCGGUACCUGUAGGCUAUAUACUGAUAUACGCUUGCUGGUAGUGCAUUAAAGGUCAUCUUGGGAAUUUGAAAUCGGUGUUUCUAAUUCCACCUUUUGAGAAAUAAUCAUGCCCAGGCCAUCGACUUAUAAAGUUCCUCUACCUGCAUUCAAAGGCAGGGUAGGAUUUCAGAUUCAUAAAGUUCCAAGAGAUGAUUUUUUUGAUAAUCCAGCCGUGAAAUUCCCAAUUUAUAAUCGAUUGCCAGAAACCUGGAGAAAAGAGUUUGAGAAGAAACCACCGCUUAUUAACCAGAAGCUUCCUGAGGCCACAAAAAGACCUCAUCAUAAAGGACUUUGGUUCAGGAAUCAGAGCGGACAACCUGAAAUUCAAAGCGCUGCGAGGGUCGAGGCAAGGUACACAAAAGAAGUUUUGGAAGGGCUGUGGGGAGGAGAGGGAAUCGUGCAAGGGCGCAAAUAUCCACCAAAAAUGAGAUAUUGGACACGGCUUGCGCUUGGGUCUAAAAGAGAAUGGCGACCUCAUACAUUUGAGAAAUCAUUUCACAGUCAAAUACUCAAUAAAAAAAUCAAAACAACUGUUACUCCAAGGACACUGGAUCUAAUUGAUGCUGCAUAUGGGUUUGACCAUUAUAUUCUGAAGACCCCAAUAAAUGAACUAUGUUCAAAUUUGGGUGGACAACUGAAACGGGAUAUGCUGCUUCAAUUAUGCAAUAAAGACCAGAUGUAUCCUUAUGACGCAGAUGAACGAGAAAAAAUUUAUAACGAAUUUAAAAAAUAUAUUAUCCCGGCAGAUGAAGCAGAAUGGGUGGGACUUACUCUUGAACAAGCAAUGUGGAAACAAUGGUACGAAGAAAAACAAUCUGGAGCUCAUGAUUCUGUUCCAUUAUUAGAUAUUUAUACACAAGAACUGAAAGAAAAAUUAAAAAUCGAGGGCUCUGACGUUGAUGGAGGUAAAGGAGAGCCAGAUACACCAAGUGACAGUGUCGUUAUUUUUAAUGCUCCUCAAAAGGCUAAAAAUUAGAUGACAUAAUUUAUUUUUUGCCCUGCUAUGGUACAAAAAAUAAUAACACGCAGAGACGAACACAUGAGGGAGACAUUUAGAAAAGUUGCCAAAAUUUUGGAUGAGGUUCGAAGGUAAACGUGCGACAUAAAAUUCCUCAUUGGUAACUGGGCUGGUAAGUAUUGUUACCUCCCGCGCUAACUAAGCCGAUCAGUAAUUUAUUUUUCCACCGAUACUGAAAGGACCAUGGACAUUGGAAAUACAUUUUUCAUAAAACCCAAACAGACCAACAGAAAUUUGUACCGAUAUCAAAACCAACUGUAACAACGGAGGCUGCAAACGUACACGCCCACAGAAUUCUAAUCAUGUGACCAACUCUUAUUUCUUCAACUUCGAUAGCUGAUAUUUCCUUUUCCAAUAUGCUAAAAUUCGAAAGAAACUGUUAACAGUUGACAACGAUGCAAAGAAAAGUCUGUAUUAUUUAAAUCCCGAUCUUUCAUUGUCCAUAUCCCUAAAUAGCAUGUUUUCUCUCAUUCUGAAGUUUGUUGAAUGUUUAGCAGUAUUUGAACUGUCUUCUUAUAAACUUUUCCUAACAUUUGAAUUAACUGGAUUAAGCUUUUAACUGUGAAUUUGUUGGUGGAAA